UAAAAGUAACUUGAAACAACAGUUGACGCUCUUAAGGUGAACACUCCGUGUUGAGAAGCAAUGAUCUAUUCUUUAAUUGAAAAAUAAAAAUAUUUUUCAUAAAUCAUUCUUAUAUUUAUACUUGUACAUUUCUUUUUUGUAUAGUAAAUAAAAUAAUUCAAAAUGAUUCUCGAAAAACCAACAGAAUCUCAAAUGAAAUACUUAAAAACUUUGAAUUUUUAUCAAAAUGAAUCAAAAAUGGAAGAAGACGUCGAUAUAAUUAUCGACUGGUUAUCAAAACAACCUCAUUUACCUAAUGUUACAGACCGCGUUUGGUUGAAACAUUUUCAUAUUGCUUGCAAAAAUAAUCUGCUUAAGACCAAAAAUCUUCUUGAUUCAUACUUUGUCAUACGAGCAGAACUACCUGAGUUAUUUGAUGACUUGACCACCGAUGCUAAAUGGGUUGAAAAUGCAAUGAGAAUUGGAAAAAUAUCACUUAUGCCUAAAUUAACACCUGAAGGAGAUCGCAUACAAAUAUUUCGGACAGUAGAAAACAACUCGGAAUUUGAUCCUCAAGCAAUGUUUAAAGGAAGUCUCAAAACAAUUGAUUACCUGAUGCGACGGGAACCCAUCUACAGUAUGAUAAUUAUAAUAGAUUGUCAACAUUUCCGACUAUCAUAUUUACUUAGUUUUACUCCUUCGUUAACCGCAAUGCUAGUGAGAAGCAUUAAAGACGCCACUCCAUUAAGGAUAAAAGGUUUACAUUAUGUAAAUCCACCUAAAUUUAUAACCCAACUCGUAACUGUUUUCAAAAUAUUCUUGCCAGCAAAAGUUCAAAAAAGAAUAAUGGUACACGAAAGUUAUUCUGAUCUUCAUAAAUAUGUACCAAAAGAAGUGUUACCCGAAGAAUAUGGUGGUGAGGAGGAGUCUAUUAUAAAACUAGAAGAGGAACUGAUAAGAAAAUUUAAAGAAGAUGAUGAAUUUUGGAAGACUAGACCUCAAGCUGAUUUAUCAAAGCGUGUAAUUCAACAAAAACCCAAUGAAUUAGAUAUGCAAGGAACAUUUAGAAAGUUAACUAUUGAUUAAGAAUUUCCUUAAUAAAUUUUUUGAGAUAACGAAAAAAGAGAGCUCGUUAAAAAUACAAAAUUCAAUUGUUCAAAAAAAAAAAAUAAUAAUU
Messenger RNA from Daktulosphaira vitifoliae (grape phylloxera), 1156 nucleotides. Its product is annotated as clavesin-2-like. The record is from RefSeq and is a predicted model, not a curated record. Gene Ontology annotation, cellular component: membrane. Bases 163 to 1065 code for a protein of 300 amino acids. The transcript is spliced from 6 exons. Lineage: Eukaryota; Metazoa; Arthropoda; Insecta; Hemiptera; Phylloxeridae. Gene Ontology annotation, molecular function: phosphatidylinositol bisphosphate binding.